Molecule: messenger RNA, 8150 nt
Organism: Phyllopteryx taeniolatus (common seadragon)
Lineage: Eukaryota; Metazoa; Chordata; Actinopteri; Syngnathiformes; Syngnathidae
Gene: tekt1
Product: tektin 1
Exons: 7
Coding region: 3496-4680 (394 amino acids)
Biological process (GO): cilium assembly; cilium movement involved in cell motility
Cellular component (GO): nucleus; microtubule cytoskeleton
Source: RefSeq, a predicted model, not a curated record
AGGGCUAAAUUGUCUUCUUUAAAUCGACCAAACAAAUUGCAAAGUUUUGCUUUUUAACCGAGAGCAAAGGCUGCGUUCAAAGUCCGGAAAAAAAAAACAAAAAGUAGCACAACCGGACCCUAUAACUCGAAUCGCCGUUGAUUCAGGUAUUAUUACCCAUAAUAUUGUUUCAGUCAUGAUUUAAAAAAAAAGUAAUAUAUAUAUAUAUAUAUAUAUAUAUGUGUGUGUGUGUGUGUAUUGGACACGUCAGUCAUGAAUGUCGAAGCAGCAAAUUAUAAUCGCACCAUAUGACUGCAGUUUUAACAUUCCUGCUUACAAACGGUCAUUAUUAUUAUUAUUAUUAUUUUGAUUAUUCGUGAAUAGACGCAUUUCAACAUAUUUCAACCAUCCGAUUUUUAAAUGUUGCUGAAUGUUCUCGGACAUUUAAUUAUUCCAAAUGUUGUGCUUUGAAAGAGAUAUUUUUAGUUCAACAAUAUCUAAAAUAAAUAAAAAUAAGUCUCGAGUCAUUGAAUAAAGCGGUUGUGUAUUCAUAAUUGCCGACAAUAGUGAUUAUUCUGAUUGACACCUUUUUCAUUGUAAUUAUUUUUGUGUAAAUUUGAUGAUGAUCUGUUACCCCAAAUUCCAGAACAGUACUUUUGAUAUGGAAGGAAUAAACAUUUAAGAAUUUAAGCGCGUCUUGAUACAUACCGAAAGCUUUUGAAGGUUUGGAGUGGACAAACGUAACAUCCAUCCAUCCAUCCAUUCAUUUUCCGUAAAGCUUCUCCUCAGUAGGGUCGCGGGCGUGCUGGAGCCUAUCCCAGCUAUCUUCGGGCGAGAGGCGGGGUACACCCUGAACCGGUCGCCAGCCAAUCGCAGGGCACAUACAAACAAACAACCAUUCGCACUCACAUUCACACCUAGGAGUAAUUUCAAGUCUUCAAUUAACCUACCGUGCAUGUUUUGGGGACGCGGGAGAAAACCGGAGUGCCCGGAGAAAAACCACGCAGGCACGGGGAGAACAUGCGGGUUCAAUCCCCGGCCACAGGCCACAUGCUUGUUACCCGAAGUGGAUGCAAUUAUCAGUUGGGAGGUUAGUUUAAAAGUUAGAACAUUCAUGUGGCUUUAAAGCUAUAAUCCACAACUAUUUUUUGUAAAAAAAAAAGUAUUUUUAACCCAAGCAACUCCAAGAAGCCUAUCAGCUUCUGAUACAUUGUAUUUCAGUAUCAAUUUUUUGUAUAUAUUUGGUGACUAUCCUAUACCUUCCCGCGUGGGAUUACUUGGUAGCCUUCUAAAAUGACGUAGCGGAAAUUGCAUAUUUUACCUACGAGCGGGCAUGCUGAUAUAUGAACAGCGCACAGGUCGACUGAGCCAUAGCGAAAGGAGAAAGCUUGCCGGGGUUUGGAGGAGGAGGAGGAAGAGGAGGCCGGACAACCAUUUAGCCUCCAUCGUUUCGACGCGACAAAGGCAGGAUGUGGUAAUGCUGAAUUCCAGAGUUAGGAGGCGCCAGAAAUCGAGGAUUAUAGCUUUAGAUUUAUUUUUCGCGUGGGAUUCGGAAAUUCCUGUUUUCCACUGUAAGGGGAUUGGUGUAAUAAUAAUGCCUUCGACUUACAGUGGGGCAAAAAAAGUAUUUAGUCAGCCACCAAUUGUGCAAGUUCUCCCACUUGACAAGAUAAAAGUGGCCUGUAAUUUUCUCACCUAUGAGAGACAAAAUUUGAUUUUUAAAGAAUUUAUUAGCAAAUUAUGGUGGAAAAUAAGUAUUUGGUCAAAAACAAAAGUUCAUCUCAAUACUUCGCUUUAUACCCUUUGUUAGCAAUGACAGAGGUCAAACGUUCAGUGUAAGUCUUCACAAGGUUUUCACACACUGUGGCUGGUAUUUUGGCCAAUUCCUCCAUGCAAAUCUCCUCGAGAGCAAUGAUGUUUUGGGGCUGUCGCUGGGCAACACAGACUUUCAACUCCCUCCAAAGAUUUUCCAUGGGGUUAAGAUCUGGAGACUGGCUAGGCCACUCCAGGACCUUGAAAUGCUUCUUACGAAGCCACUCAUCCGUUGCCCGGGCGGUGUGUUUGGAAUCAUUGUCAUGCUGAAAGACCCAGCCACGUUUCAUCUUCAAUGCCACUUGCUGAUGGAAGGAGGUUUUCACUCAAAAUCUCACGAUACAUGGCCCCAUUCAUUCUUUCCUUUACACGGAUCAGUCGUCCUGGUCCCUUUGCAGAAAAACAGCCCCAAAGCAUGAUAUUUCCACCCCCAUGCUUCACAGUAGGUAUGGUGUUCUUUGGAUGCAACUCAGCAUUCUUUCUCCUCCAAACACAAGUUGAGUUUUUACCAAAAGGUUCUAUUUUGGUUUCAUCUGACCAUAUGAAAUUCUCCCAAUCCUCUUCUGGAUGAUCCAAAUGCUCUCCAGAAAACUUCAGAUGGGCCUGGACAUGUACUGGCUUAAGCAGGGUGACACAUCUGGCACUGCAGGAUUUGAGUCCCUGGCGACAUAUUGUGUUACUGAUGGUAGCCUUUGUUACUUUGGUCCCAGCUCUCUGCAGGUCAUUCACUAGGUCCCCCCCGUGUGUUUCUGGGAUUUUUGCUCACCAUUCUUGUGAUCAUUUUGACCCCACGGGGUGAGAUUUUGCUUGGAGCCCCAGAUCGAGGGAGAUUAUCAGUGGUCUUGUAUUUCUUCCAUUUUCUAAUAAUUGCUCCCGUAGUUGAUUUCUUCACACCAAGCUGCUUACCUAUUGCAGAUUGAGUCUUCCCAGCCUGGUGCAGGUCUACAAUUUUGUUUCUGGUGUCCUUUGACAGCUCUUUGGUCUUGGCCAUAGUGGAGUUUGGAGUGUGACUGUUUGAGGUUGUGGACAGGUGUCUUUUAUACUGAUAACGAGUUCAAACAGGUGCCCUUAAUACAGGGAAUGAGUGGAGGACAGAGGAGCCUCUUAAAGAAGAAGUUACAGGUCUGUGAGAGACAGAAACCCUAACCCUAUUUCAUUGAACUGUCUGUAUCAAUUAUUUGAUUGAAUCGUACACUAAAAUACAUUUUAAAUUAAACAAUGUUGCUUGAAACUACAAAUAUUAUUUUGAUUAAAAUGUAAUUAAUCAAGAUUAAGAACUUGCAAAGCCUCUAAUUAAAUAGAUUAUUUUUUAAUCGAGUCCCUCCCCUAAUAAAACACAAGGAAUACAAUGUACAUAGUGUACGGUACUACUGUGCAUUACUGUAUGUUUAAGAGUAUAUGAAGUGUUUAUGUUAUAGGGUAAUAAAAGUGUGGGGAAGAUUAAUGAGAGUCUGGGGAGGUUCAUACAGCUUUAAAAUAUGUAUAAAUAAUUCAAAAUGUAUAUUAAUAAUUUAAAAAAAAAUGUGGUCCCUACUUUGCAGAUUUCGCAAUUUGCGGGGGUGAGCCAGAACCUAACCCUCGCGAUAAACAAGGGAUUACUGUGCUGAAUAAAUGCUGAAACAGCUUGCCAUCGAGGCAGCCAUAUUGUUUAUUUACUUUUUGUUGUUGUUGAUAUAGUUAGUGACCUACUACCUUUGCUGAAGGAUGUCUACGCGGGGAAAGAAUACCCAUCUGAUCGGUGGAUCAACUCUGGAGAGCAUUGAUGUCAUACGGAACCACUCCAAGCUCUUCAGAGGAGAAUGCACGAGGCUGAUCGAGGAUUUCAGCAAAUCUUGCCAGCGCCUGGAGGACGAUGACAGCGAGAGGCUGGAUCAUCGUGUCCGAGACAUUCAUUUUGUGAAGGAGGAGCUUGACCUGAAGUUGGAGGAGAACAUUUUGGAGAUAGAGCAGCUUAUUGCACUGCAGAACAGAGUGAUGAAAGCCAUUGAGUCCUGCGAGGAGCCUCUCAGAGUCACUCUUCUCUGUAUAGAUGAGCGAAAUAAACCCCUUGAGAAGGUGGAUGAUGAAGUGGGCAGGGAGCUGCUGAAGGAGGCUGACCUCACCAAAGGAGUUAUGGCCCUCAUGCAGCGUGUCGUGAAGCAGAUCGCUGAGCAAAUACGAUUGAACCAAUCAGCUAAAUUCCAACUUGAAUGGGAUCUCAAGGAAAAAUAUGAGGCGCAACAGUUAGAUACUUCUUGUGCCUUAAUGACCCCACAUUCCCUCAUCGACACACAGCAAACUUCAAAUGGCAAGACAGGUCCCCCUAGUUUAUCUGUGACACCCGCACAGUGGGGGAACCACUCUGAUUUCAACAUCGCUAAAGCGGAGCACGAGAAGAGAAACUCUGUGUCCCUGAGGGCCCUGGUAGAGUCUCUGCUGGCGCAGACUGCCGUUGAUAUGCAAAAACAGUUCGAGGCGACAUCAGCAGCCUUUCAGUUCAAUAUCAAGCAGCUUAAGACUGUCAAAAGCCAGAUGGAGGAACAACUCUCCAAGGUCUUGUCCGAAUUUGCCAGCCAACAGAGAAACCGAGACGAUCUCCUGGUGGCUGUCGCGGAGAAUGAGCAUUUCCUGAGUUUGGCUCAGGCGAGGCUGGAUUUGCGUCAGCAGCGGCCCCGUAAAGAGCAAUGCCACGAUCCAGCGCAAUCACAGCUCCUCGCAGAAGUCGACCAGCUUACUUGUCAAAUCGCCAAGUUGCAUGAGACAGUCGAGCAGUCAGAAGAGCAGCAGAGGGCGCUGGUUCGCUGCCAGCUGGAGCUGCAACAUAACAUUGAGGUCAAGGCCAGACUCCUCUACGUUGACGAGGUCAUCUGCGGCCAACUCAGGAAGCCUAUUGUCAUACAUAACUUCUGAACAGGCAAUCUCCUCUCGACACGUGUUAUUCAACUUAUUUAUGAAUGAAUGAAGUUCUAAAAUGUGGUCCAUCAAAACAUUUUCAACAAGUCAUUUCUAUAACUAAAUAAUCAAUUCACUACCAACCCUCCCAGUUAACAUGGACAUUUGGAUUCUGUCAAUGGUAAUGAAUGAGAUAAUGCUUCGUCUUGUGAAACACUAGCUUGAUACCGCUUUAUAAUAAGGGUCCCUUAUGAAGGGUUCAUAAAUGGUCUAGUAAGUGUUUAUUAAUACAUUUCUUAGCAUGUAAGACUUAACCUGCUACAACUAAAAGCAUCAAGACUCACCUAGUGCUUGGCAAAUAUUUUUGCCCACUUUUUGCGCUCAUAAGAUCAGAAGAGUUUGAUCUUUAAAAAAAAUUAAUCUGCACAUAUUGAAAUACCAUUUUUAAUUGCUAAUUAAUGAUUAAUAAGUAUUUUGAAGACUGUCAGUAUUGGUCCAUUUGCAAACUAUAAACCCUUUGUAACUUAUUGUAAAGCGUCACCGCUAACCUUCCUUAGUUUUUCUGUAAUACUAGUUAUCAGUUUUUUAAAAAAAUCUCACAUUUUUAACUUUUUCACCUUUUAAGUUGCGUCAACUUUUGGGAAAAACUUAACUUGAUUGGUAACGCCAGUGAACUAACGAACUAUUCGAGAAUUCAUAGCCUAGAGAUUCACUUACCAUAUUUUCUCGUGUAUAAUGCGCAUUUUUUACCCCAAAAAAUUGUCAAAAGUCAAUAGUAGGUAGUAUUCAUAGUUAUAGGAGAAAAUGAAAAAGACUUGUUUAUAAAUGUAUGCCGCCAUCUAGAGGUUAUGAAAAAGCUGCACACUUUCAUUCCACUAUGCUACCGCCCCCUAGAGGUUAUGAAAAAGUUGUACACUUUUAUUCUAGUAUGCCACCUAGAGGUUAUGAAAAAGGUGUAGACUACUUUCACUCCAAUAUGACGGGUGCAUAUGACUGCAUCUAUGUACAAUUGUGCUCAUAAAUUUACAUACGCAGGCAGAAUUUGUAAAUUAAAAACAUAUAUAUAUAUUUUUAAAUACGACUGAUGACUGAACAACAACCAUGAUUAAUUUAUUUAUGAUUGUUUUGUUUAAUGAUAAUGCUUUUCUGAAAUGCGUGACAGUUGAAUUUCAAUAAAAUAAAAUUAAAUGUGUUUCGCCUGGUCCUUCAUGUUUUCUUAAAAGAGUUGUUUACAUCUUACAAAUUUGGCCUGGGUUAUCAAACAUAUGAGCACAACUGUGUUUUCUCAUUUACUAAAUAAAAGGAGGGCUGUGAAUUUCAAAAUAAGAGCAAGUAAAUAAAAAGAAAGUAUGUGUUCAAAUAAAGUGCUAAACUUCACAAUAAUGUUUUGAAAAAACAAAAUAGAUAGAUUUUCGUUUUUAUCAUAUAAGUAGAAGCAAAAUUAGGUGUGGUAAAAAUGCAUUAUACAUGGGUUGAAGGGGUUUCCAGAAUUUUGAGGUCAAUUUUGGGGGUGCGCAUUAUACACGAGAAAUUACAGUACUUUUUGCUCCCGUCCUGUGAAUGUUUACAUGUUAUUUUUUAUAACGAUAUGAGAACAUAGAAUUGUUGUGUGGUAUAAGUUUGUGUGGCCUAUUUUUUUAUUCUUCUCUUAUACUAUUUUAUGACCAAUUUAUGCAGACAUUUGAGAAAUUCCAACGGGUCGGCAUCGUUUUUCCUCCCACUUCAGGUGUCUGCUUUAGUUAGUUCGUACCUUUAAUUUCACUUGAAGUGAGGGAACGUAAAUCAACUGCUGCAUUGACUGCAAUCAUAAUUUUUGCUCAUUUCUACACCACAACACAAAUUCGAGCUUUUUAUUUAUUUUUAUUUUUUAAACAUGCUUUAAUUCAGUCAGAUGAGGAGUCAGAGUCUGAGCUGCUUUCUGUUGCAGCAGUCUUUGCAGGAGUACCAGUUUUUGCAGGAGUUGCGGUUAUUGCUAGAGCAACAGCGGCCAAUGCAACACGUGUGACAAGUUUAGUUAUAAAUGCCUUGGUUAGUGCAGGUUUUUCAUCGCUAGAUGAAGAGUCUGAAUCUGAACUGCUUUUUCUUGCCGUCGCACCAAACUUUGUGGCAGGAGUUGCAGGCUUCGAAGCUGGGGUGGCUGUUUUACCCAUUGCUGGCUUUGCUUUCACCAGUUCAUCAUCAGAUGAGGAGUCUGAGCUGCUUUCUGCUGCAGCAGUCUUUGCAGGAGUUACGGUUUUUGCUAGAGCAAAAGCGGCCAAUGCAACAGGUGUGGCAAGUUUAGUUGUAAAUGCCUUGGUUAGUGCAGGUUCUUCAUCGCCAGAUGAAGAGUCUGAAUCUGAACUGCUUUUUCCUGCCUUCGCAGCAAAUUUUAUGGCGGGAGUUGCAGGCUUAGAAGCUGGGGUGGUUGGUUUACCCAUUGCAGGCUUUGCUUUCACUGGUUCGUCGUCAGAUGAGGAGUCAGAGUUGGAGCUGCUGUCUGUAGCAGUGGUGGCAGCGACCUUAGCAACAAGAAUUGCAGCCUUUGCUGCAACUGGCUUGGCGUAAGCUGGUGCUUGUGAAGCAGCAGAUGGCGUUGAUGGUGCAGCAGCUUUGGUAGCAGGCUUUGCCGGAGUUUCAUCUUCUGAGCUGCUGUCUGAAUGUAUGACAAACUAUUAUUAAAAACAAUGUACUGUAUUGUACAUGAACAGUUGUGAAAAAAUACUCUUGUCUUCCUGACAGGUCAGCUCCACUACCAGGCCAAAAGUGUAAAGUAAGAAAGCUAAAUUUGAUGCCACUUGCCUGAGCUUGAGGAGUCUUGAGUUGCCACUUGAGCUGGUGUGACCUCAGCUGCAGGCUUUUUAGCCUUCUCUUCAUCUGAGCUUGAAUCUGAGAGGACUAGUUUAGUGUUGAACAACACAAGGAACAGGAUUUAGCCAAUGAGAGACAAGUUGCAAUAUUUGCUACCUGAGCUCUCAGGACUGGACUCCUUUGCGGCAGACUUCUUCAAACCAACUGGUGCAGUUGGAGCCGGAGCUCUCUGUCUCGAAGCAGGAGGCGGGACUGCCCUGUAUGCUGCUGCUGAGAUAAAAGUUAAAUGAUCGAGCCAACUACACAUACACAGGUCCAAAAGCAUAACGGCAAGAACCAAGUUAGUGAGAUCUCAGUGUGAAUUGAAAAAGAAACUGUCACCACCAUAAAACCUUUUGGCAAUUGCUCAGAAAACUACCGCUAUUAUUCCGUCUCUCUAUCUAUCACACAAUAAAUCAUAUAAUAAAAUGCCAAUAGUCCACACAACAAACAAGGAAUCAAUAGUUACCACAUACCUGUGGAAUUUCCAGUCUUCUGCACUUUAUUGCUAAUCAUAUCAGCAGUCUUCAGUCUUUUCUGUCUGGAUGUUUACAGUAUUUGUAAGAAUCGUUAGCUCUUUCAUCCUUUUCCCAACAUGUCUUUUAGCUUUAUAUACUUUGCCUAACAUGUCAUAUUAAUAAAAGUAUUUGUGACAUCAUAAA